Molecule: messenger RNA, 6596 nt
Organism: Cyprinodon variegatus (sheepshead minnow)
Lineage: Eukaryota; Metazoa; Chordata; Actinopteri; Cyprinodontiformes; Cyprinodontidae
Gene: cc2d1a
Product: coiled-coil and C2 domain containing 1A
Exons: 19
Coding region: 26-1921 (631 amino acids)
Biological process (GO): regulation of transcription by RNA polymerase II
Cellular component (GO): nucleus
Molecular function (GO): DNA-binding transcription repressor activity, RNA polymerase II-specific; RNA polymerase II cis-regulatory region sequence-specific DNA binding
Source: RefSeq, a predicted model, not a curated record
UUUUAGCUGUUUAAAUAUCUUAAUUAUGUUUGAUGGAGCCAACAUUGUUAUUUAUUUUAUGUUUGUUCUUUUGAAAGACCUUCCUGCCCCCACCAGUGUGGCAGAAGCGCUGAAACAGAGGCUGGAAAUCUACAAGCAGGCAGCAGAGGGUGCUAAGAGCAAAGGAGAUGAUCGGAAGGCUCGCAUGCACCAGCGCAUUAUGAAGCAAUACCAGGAUGCCAUUAGAGCUCACAAUGCAGGACGACCCGUCAACCUUUCUGAUCUGCCUAUUCCUCCUGGCUGCCCACCUCUCCAGGGCUCAGAGGGGAGUCAGCAGAACCUGAUAGGUGUCCUAGAAACGGCUAUGAAAAUAGCAAAUCAGGAUGCAGACGCAGAGGAUGACGAUGAGGAUGGACAAAAAGAGGCAGCUAAGCCUGCAGUGCGUCCUUCUGUGCAGAAAGCAAAGUCUCCAGCUCCCCCAGUCCCCGCUGGAUCCUCAGCUCCAAAGCUGGGAGCUAAAGCCCAGCAGCAGGUGGACUUCCUGUUGCUACGGCGACAGGCCUUUAUGCGUGCAGCGCUUCGCUCCAAACAAGUGAAGGACAUGAUUGGAGCAAAGCAGCACCUCAGGAACGCCAAGGGACUGGACAACAUGAUCACAGCUGCAAAGUCUGGCCUACCCAUUGAUAUCACAAAGAUUCCAAGUGCUCCAGUGAGUGAGGAGGAUUAUUCCCUGGGUCGCUCCCGGACCUCUCCUGUCUCCCCUCGCUCCAGUGAAAAGUACCACGACCUCAUGGACCGCUUACGAAAUCAACAUAAGAAAUUUUCAGAUCUCUGUCAGCAGUUCACUCUCAUGGGAAACAUACCUGAGGCUUUGAAGACUGAGAAACUUGUUGAAGAGACCAUGAAGUACAUAGAGAUGCUGAAGAAUGCCCAUGCCAACGGUCAGCCAGUCCCCAAGUGCCACACCCAGGAGAGAACCUUCAACUCUCCAAAAAUAUACUCUGACCUGUCUCCUAAUGACCUGGUACUGUACAUCAUCCGAGGCGUCAACCUUCCAGCUCCGUCAGGUGUCUCUCCUAAUGAUCUGGAUGCAAGCGUAAAAUUUGAGUUUCCUUUUCCCAGCUCGGAGGACGCCCAGAGGGACAAAACCGGCACCGUGAAGAACACCAGCAGCCCAGAGUUUAAAGAGCAGUUCAAACUCAACAUUAACCGAGCCCACAGAGGAUUUAAACGGGUCGUUCAGUCCAAAGGCAUCAAGUUUGAAAUUGUCCACAAGGGAGGUCUAUUUAAGACCGAUAAAGUGGUGGGUACUGCUCAGCUGAAGCUAGAGGCUCUGGAAAACCACUGCGAGAUCAGAGAGAUCAUAGAAGUGAUGGAUGGUCGUAAAGCUACAGGUGGAAAAUUGGAGGUGAGGGUGAAGAUCAGAGAGCCUCUCUCUGGGGUGGACCUGCAGCCAACGACAGAUAAGUGGUAUGUUCUGGAGCUGGUCCCGACGCUCUCCCCUCCAGAGAAACAAAGGGAGUGGGCUCCAUCUCCUCGAUCUAAACCCAAACACGAAUCGAGCGGCAGAAGCAGUCAUUCCAGCAACUCUCCUCCACAGUACAAGCUCCACAGCUUCAGCCUCCUCAACUACGACAAGGAGCGGCUGGAGAGGAAGAUUGGAGAUUACCGGAAAAACCAUCGCGAUCCCCCAGCUGACCUCAUUCAUCAACACAAAGACGUCCUGCACAGGCUGCAGUGGCAGAAAGCGCAGCUGGAGCGCGCCUCUCCUGCUCUGCUGACAGAGUAUGAACACGUGCUGCGGCGAUUUGUCCAAGGACUUUCUGAUUCUGUAAAGAAAUACUCCAGCCAAGGCAACAGGGAAGCUGCAAAGGAUGCGCUGGGCAGGCUGAAGAUGGUAGAGAGCGAGCUGGAAUCUCUAAAAAGAAAACGCACCGGAUGAAAGGAUGGUGAGGUGGAGACGUGGCUGGAGUACUGUUUUCUCUUUCAUUCAUGCUUGCCACCAGACGCUACAAAACGCAGCUUGGAUGAGACGAUGCUCAUGACCGAGACAACUGCAUGAGCCGACCUGCUUCCUCUCUUUCCUUACAACCUGUAUUACAAGUGGGCGGUAAAUGUAUCUACUGAGGGACAACGGAAGCUAAAGGAAGCCUUUAGAGGGUGGAAGGAGAACCUGAAUUAUUUUGCACUUAUUAAGAUAAAACACUACAGAGAUUUGUUUUUACACCAAUCAUUUGAAUGAUUUGGGAGAUUAAUUAAAGGAUUUUGUUUUACAUUUUACACCAGCUCUUUUGGUGUUCACUAAUGACCAAAAAUAUAUCUUUGCCCGUUUGCGGGUUCUGAGGUGUUCUGAACAAGUGGAAUGAGGUGGAAUUAACCCUUUCUUGUCACAUUUUACCUUUGUAAUGAGCUUAAUCUAAUCUGUCUGCACCAGUGUUCCCAGAUUACAAUAAUCUCCUCCUUUUGGAGUCUUCUGGUACUGAGAGGAAAGAAAACGAAACACAAAACAGGGCUUUCGAAUCCCGGUGCUUACAUCCUAUGAAGGAUUACUUUUUCACCAGGAAACAGUCAGGGAGGUGGGAACUGGUUGUUAGGAUCCCUCCAUCAUCACAUGUCUAUUAUUUCGUUACUUGAUCUUUAUGGGUCAUUUCCUUAUUUGGUUCUAGUCCAAUUCAAGUCAAGGCUAAAAUUAUUAAUAAAUUAAAUAUUAAAGCUUAUGGUUUAAAAUGAAUUUCCUUUGACUAAAAAGUUUUAAACAAACAGGAGAUAAGGAGCAUCUUCUACUUGUAAUUAACCAGGAUUGAUGGGGCAUUCAUUUUGAAUAAAACAUUAGCUUACUCUUUUUAAAAAUGGUAUUUUCUCUAUAAUCAAUGAGAAAUCUUUAUUGGCAUUUCAGUAAUUAAAUCCUUUGACUUCCUCUGGUUAUCUUUAACAUUGGAUGGCCUCUUGUCAUCAGCCUAACUCAGCUCUCCAUAGAUUUUUUGUUUCUUUCCUUUUAUCUGAUUCAUGUGUGGACUUCAGCUUGGUCACUCCAGAAUGUCAGAAAAAACUUUAAGAUUAAGCAUUAAUUUAAAUGUAUUAAUAAUUCUUGGCCUAACCAUGCAUAGAAUGUAUAUUAUGUCAGUCCUCCAUUCAUUUAUUUUUUAACAGAACUAGGUUCCCAGGUCUGAAUAUCUGAUAUUUUUUUAAUCCACAAAGCGUUCAGUCUUAGAUUUUUAAAUACAACCAUAAAAGACUAGACUCCUCAGAAAUCUAUUUGGCUUAACUAUUGCUCUAUUUGCUGUAACUCUCAGUACAGUUUGAAGGCGUGACUUUUGGAGCAGUGUGGAGAGGGAUGCUGGUGUUUGUCGUUUUCAGUUAGCCAUACUUGGUGCUUCUUAGGUUUCCCCAACAUCUUAAAUUAAUUUCUUUCAAUCUACGGAUUUUGGUGUACGGUGGAUGUCUCCAAUUUUUAACCAACAGGAUACUAAUUUCAAACUCCCGUCAUAUUGAUUUUUUAAAAAUGAAGCUGGCAUUAGUCUUCCAAAAUGAUGUUGGAAAUUUGUUGAAGGCAGGAAGUUGGUAUUCAAUGUACUUUGUCAUGAGAUAAGUUGUCUGACAGAAGAACAGUCCUGGUAACAUAAGGUGCAGAAGGAAAUGAGACUCAAAGCAAUUGACUUGAUCUGUAUUUAGACGUCUCCUUUUUCAGUUUGAGUGUAAUUAUGCUGCCAGUCCGUAAUGAAUUAAUUCAGCAGCCGAUCAGAAAAUAAUGAGCAGCUGCUGUGUCACUGCGCUGCUGCUGAUAUCUGUCCAGCUGAGAUCAUAGACUGCUCUGUCCACAGGACAGAUCUCCAAUUUGUGCUGGUAUGGAGAGGUAAUUGCUCAUCCACCCCCCCUGUCCAAGCCAUUUUUUUCCCUGAACCAUAUUUUAAAACCAGAGACAUGCGGAGACGCAGCAGAUCGCACCAGCUUCCACAGUCAGACCACUGAGCUGCCAUGCCUUAUGAUCUUUUUUAGGAAACCCCUUGCAGAUGUUUCUGCUCUUGUUUGAUAAUAUGUUGCCUAUCAGCAGCAGCACCUAGCCUGCUUCACAUGAGAAUAAAGUAUCCAUUUGCUCACAUAUAGGCUUUUUUUUUAUUCAGUCAUAUGGCCAUUGAGAUAAUCAUGUGUUCAGAAUAUAUUGCCAUGCAUCCUCAGAAAAUAAUCUUAGUGAAAGCUGGAGUUUGGAGACUGUUGUGAAGCUUUUCCUUCUCCUACUUCACCUACUGACCACUUAAAUUAUGUAUUUCCUGUCCUUUAGGCAGCUAUUGAUUUCCAUUAAUUUGAGGUUGUCUUAUAAAUAACUUUAGAGGCUUUUGGGCCAAAUGUGACAGCGUUAAUGUUCGUCUCUAAUGCAUUUAUGUAGCGGUGCGGUUUAAAUGCCGAUUAAUCUGCAAAGCUCUGCAUUAGGCGAGAUUUAAUGGCUGUGACUUUGACUUAUUUUAAUGCAGUCUCUGGGGAUUAGCUUUUUUUUAAAGGUCUUCUUUAAGGGUUUUCAUCUAUUUCAGAAACAUGUGAAGCUCACCAAGGGCUGCUAUUAUAGGUUUAAAGGUUUUAGUCGGCUUCCAUUGUAAUAUUUGCAGGUAUUCUUUUAUUUUUAAGUAUGAAACUGUAUUUGAGUAUAAUGAGAACAAGCUGGGAUAUUUGGAUUUUCUCUAAACAAGGAAGGAUUAACAUCAAUGUUCUGUACAUUUUAAAGAAAUGUUGCUCAGGAACCUGUAGAAAAUCAUCAUGCUGUUUGUUGCAAACAAUUCUUGCUAGGUAGAUUUUUUUUUAAAGAAAUUCAAGGGCAUUUAGAUGUCUGACUUGCCCGUUAUGUUCUGUUUGGAAAUCACAAAGCCAUUUAUGAUUUUCUAUUUCAUGCAUCCGAAGUUUAAACCUCUAGCUUCUGAUGUGAGGUGAGGGUAAACAACUUGGAGAUGCCCACCCCUUAUUACUCUACUAGCUUUCUGCAGUACAAAAGUACAACUAAACAUGAUACUACCACCACCAUGCUUGACCGUUUUAAAAGGUCUGUGUGGCCUACCUAAGCCUUGACCUUAUUCAGAUAUUGAUGGGUUUUUUUCCUAGGAAGUAGAGUCAAUGCUUACAACCAACUUAUUUAAAUGAGCUCUGCUAUUUCUAAGAGUGAGCUUUCUAAAGCCAGAAUAACACCAGACAGCUGUUGAUGGCUCCAGAAAGCCAUGCAGUUGAGGUCUAACUUGCUGAGGAAGAAUUUACCAGAUGUUUGUGGGGUUUAACCCGAAAAGAUCAAAUCUACACUUAUUUAAAACGUAUUUUCCCAAUUCUUAUUUUGAAUCCAUUUAAAUAAUUCCUCAUGUUGACAGAACUCCUCAGAUACAUAAUCAAAAGCUGUUCAUGCUGGUGAUGAGCGAAUGCAAUCCUCUGACUAUGGCUGUACAUUUCUAGUGUUAUUCAAAGACUAACUGUUUGAUCAUUGAUGAAGUUGCUCCUUGUACUCCGUGCGCUGCAUGGAUCUCCCGGUGUUUGGAAGUCCAAAGCUAAAGGCUACUAGUCACUAAUGUAUGCUAUUGUUAGCGAAUGCUAAAUUCUCAUUCGGCAGGACCUAUAUAUUAAGGUUUUUAUGUUAUAAACACACAGAAAUGAGCAAAUUGUAAGAAAAGUGUAAUUUCCCAUCUGCCUGAAUUCUUGUUGGAUGGAGGAGUUUUAUAUAUCACCCUUUUAGCUUUCAGUAGGUCUGAGUCAUCAUUGAAUGACUGUCGAUGUGUCCAAAUGUUGCAGCCUGAAAACAGCACACAGGAAAGUCUUAUUUAAAAAUUCAUCAAGAUACUCUCUAGUAUCCUGGAUGUCAUAGCAGAAAAAAGCUGCAAAAGAUGCAACAGUAUUUUAUUGUUCUAGCUAAAGUCCGUCAAACUAAAAAGGCACUUUGGGAAUGUUCUGAACUCUAGAGGAUGUGUGGGAAAGUUUUGUUUUCUGGGAUAAAGCUACUUUUAUUGGGAAUGCUGAAAGCCACAUUAUAGCUCUUUUCAUAGCUUUGUUGUAGCCUCAUGUAGCAAAGCAUUUUUUUUUUAUCUUUAUCAGUAGAUUUCACCCUGUGCUAUCCUAAACAAACACUCCUCAUGUAACCUCCUGGCCUGUAGCUGUCCCUUUAUCAUGGCAACAAACUCAUCGACCUUCAUGCUGGUGGGACGGCAGAAGAAAAACCAUUUCUGAAAUUGCUCCUGCCGGUGACUCACACUCCUCUCCUGUGUUUACACUACACUCCACACACACUCAUCCCUGCUCUGCUAAUUGGUUAGUCCUUCGCCCUUUUUUUUUCAACCUUUGCGUCCAAAAAGGUUUUGUUUUGGUUUUUUUGGUUUUUUAAAUCUGGAUCAAAUGUAUCCUGUAGUUGAAACUCAUAGUUUGCAUUGUUUUUUUGUUUUUUUUUCCUUUAUUCCAAGUCAUGAAUGGGCAAUCUGUAUAAAUAUAUUUUUUAUUGAGUACAGCACGAGAUGCUCCGUUUAUAUAUUUCAGUCUUUGGUUUUCAGUGCUGCUCAAAGGUGGGAAUGUUCCUGAUUGGUCAGGCUUUAUUAUGUCAUGUAUGAGGUUGGUUUCAAAACAAAUUAAAAUUAAACAUAUGAAAAAAGAUGAUUCUG